AUGGCCGACAGACGAAGAAGAAGGCGAAGAGAAGAUGAAGCCGAAGAUGACGAAACUGAAAAGAUAGUUACCGUAGAUGGCAAAACUUCUACAGUUCGACGUUCAGAAUGUGAAAGUGAAGAUGAAGGUGUUACACCUGAUGGAAAGACUGAGCCAAAGACUGGAACCGAGGAGUCCAAGACUAAGGACGCAGCUGACAAUGAAGAAGAGGAGGAAGAAGAAAGUGAAGAGGACAGUGAAGAAGAAGAAACCGAUGAAGAUGAUGACGACGACGAUGAUGAUGAAGAGGAGGGGGAGGAAGAGUAUGAUGUGGAUGUAAUCAUUGAAGACGAUGCAAGCUGGGUCGAAGAAGAACGCCAGAGUGGAGACGGCGAGGAGCAGAAGGAUCAACAAAAAGAACUAGAUGACGAUGAAGAUCGAAAGAACCCGGCAUUUAUUCCGAGAAAAGGAGCGUUUUACGAACACGACACACGCAUGGGGGCGCAGGAGAAAGAGAUGGAAGAACAAGGAACCAAGAAGAUGCUGUGGAAGGAGAACGACCGGUGGAUACACGAUCGCUUCCAGCAGGACGAACAGGCGCCAAAGUCUCGCGACGAGCUCAUAGCUCUCUACGGCUACGAUAUCCGCGCCGGCGACAAACCCCCCGACAGGGGCCCCUCAUUCAGAGGUCAAGGUCGACGGGGCAGAAGACCAUAUAGAAGGUCAGAGCUUGGUGAUUUUGUGGACAAAAAUUCGAGAAACUAUAGCUACAACAACAAAAAUCAGCCACAAGAGAUUACCGAGACGGAUUAUCGCCCAACACAGAAAUAUCGUUCAUACGACAACAAGCCCUCGGACUACAGACUACAGAACCAAGACAAUGAUGAUCACGAGGAUCAAAGGUCUGUUGGUAGCAAGACAUUUGACGUACGAAGUCAGUUUGAUCGUUUUCAACAACAGAGGAAUUUAGUUGACAAAGUGGCCAAGGGGAGCCACAGUGAUUCAAGGGUGAACCAGUCAGAUUCAAAGGUGAACCAAUCAGAUUCAAGGGUGAACCAGUCCGAUUCAAGGGCAGACCACACCGAUUCAAGGGCAGACCACUCCGAUUCAAGGGCAGACCACUCUGAUUCAAGGGCAAGGCACUCGGACUCGCUAUCACAGGAUGUGCGGAAUCAAGACUUUCGUGAGAAUCAGUCGGAGCCAAGAGAUACCGGUUAUCAGAAUCGACAAAAUGCGAGGAUCGGUCCACGGAAUCAGUCGGAGAAUCAAGAUUAUCGCAAAGAAUCAAACUGGAGGGCUCCGUAUAAAAAUCAGUAUGAUAGAGAAUUGAGAAAUCAACCAGACAGACGUGAUAUCCAGCGUACGAACUACCAGUCGGAAUACACAGACAGAAGAAAUGACGACUACCGCGGACGUGGCCGGAAUGCAAGGCGUGGUAGAGGAGGGAGCUCGCGUGCCGAAAUCGCUCCGCGUUACAAUCGCAUGCAGAACGCAGCUUCGGUGCAGAGCUACACAUCCAGUGAAGCCCCACAGCACGAGUUUAUCAACUCGACGUACCAGAAUACCGACGAAGAAAAGCAGGUUGCCACAGAUACGGAGGUACACGAGACGUCCGAGAGCCAGGACGUGAUCAUCUCGAACAAAGAUCGGAUGAUUAGCGUCACAAUCACGAACACUACCACGGAGAAGAAGUACAUGAAAGAGAGACACGGAAAGUACAUCGGCGUCACACGAUCCCAGGACUCCGUUGACAUCGGGAUGGCCAAGAUCGGGGGCGGGGAUGGAAUUGAGAAGAAAACGGCAUCAAAUGUGCAAGGCCCACCUGAAGCACCUGUUGAACGGAAGACAAUUCCUGCUCUGUCUGUCGUCGCUAAGACAGAAAGUGGCCAACAGAUCAGACCCAAACGUUACUCCUCACAGAGGCAGCGGACCGCCCCUGAUUCCGCAUACACCGAGAACAUCCCUGCCGAAUCUGGCAGCACGUAUUACAAUCCAGGUACAGCUUACCCUCCCUCCCCUGCGUUCCACCCUGAGAGAGUACCACCGGUGACAGGUCAAGUGUUUCAGCACCCAGAGAGAGCCCCCCCUGCUCCAGCCCCUGUGUUCCAGCACCCUCCGGAUCGGGUUCCGCCAUCACCAGCCACUGUGUUCCAGCACUCACCAGAGAGAGUUCCUCCAGCACCCCCUGUUUACCACCCUGACCGAGUGCCAGUGUCGGCACCAGAGGGAGCCUUUCAGGCAACAAUACUGCAACCCCCAUUGGCCUUCACUUUACCAGUUUCUACACCCGGCUUGUCAUCGCCACCCCGUAUCUUCCCGCCCAACGUGCGCGCCCCCGUGUCCAUCGCAGCGCCCACACGGCUGAUAGCACCGCAGUACCUGACAGGAGGUAUGGUGUACGGGUCACCCCCGCCACCCCCUGGACAGUACCAGAUGCCGGUGGCAUUCCCGUCACCCCCAACAGGGCCACCCCCACCGGCCCCCGCUCCAGUACAGACCACUACAGUGCAGGGCCCCCGUUCGUCUGGCCCUCCUGGCAGUGCGGGUCCAGAGCUGUACCGCGGGGGAACGACGUACUAUGCGCCAGAAUUACAGCGUGCUAGCCGUAGACGAUCUCCAACCAGACGACCCAAGCUGGCCAUCCCAAUAGUGAAGCCAGAGGUAACUGGUGUUAUGUUUUUGAAGGACCGUCCGAGGGGCUCCAAGAACGAGGAAGAAGCACAGCUGAAGGACUCCGAGGAAGGUGGUCAGCAGGAGUGGAACCAGUACGGUGAGGAGAUCGCUCAUGGAGGAGGCAGGGUGGACUCUGGAGGCGGGGGGGACUCUGAAUCCCAGCCCGAGUACAUCGUCGAUGACAUGGCGGAGCAGCACGGGUGGACGCUGGACAGCGAGGACCAACAUGACACGUCCAGUGACAGCAUCACCACCAGCCUCCCCAACAUGGCCGGGGACACCCUCGCCACGUCCGGGAACAUCGGCUUCACGACACCGGACAGUACCCUGACUUGUAGUGAUACUCGCACUUGUGAUACGGCCAGACUGGUGGAGAAUAGCAGCAACAGUGCCGUAAGAUUGGACAGUAAUAACUCGUGUGCGGCAGGAGCGGAAAGUGGACAUAAAGAAGGUGGUGACGAUGUGAAGAGUGAUACGACGAAGAGUAAAGCAAUUGAGGUUGACGAUCUUACAGGAAGAAAUGAUUUAGGUUCUGACGGGUCGUCUCGUAGACUGAAUGACGACGAAAUCCAGGUUCACAGUACAAGCUCAAUGAAUGAGAGUGGAAAUGAGGUUGAGAAAACAAACAUAUCAGACCAGGUUUCUUCUCUUGAAUCUCCAAAUGUUUGUGGUUCAUCUGUGAGUGAUGGGCCAUUAGAUACAGUCGUUGUCUCGGAGGAAAGAAAAGUCGGUGACAACAAUGUAAAAGAAGAAAAUAGGAUUGGUAAUUCUACUCAAAGUUCCACAAUGGAUCAUAGUGACAUCCAAACAGAGACGACUGAAAAUGAUGUGGUGAAAAGUGUUUGUCACCCCGCAGUGCAACAGGAACUAGAAAAUAACGAUGGAACGGGUAUAGAAAGUGAUAUGUCACCAGAUCAACAAACUGAAAAUGUGUCCAGUGAUCUGCUUUCAAGUCAUCGUGAAGAAAAGCAAAACAGUUGUGUUUCACAAACCGACACCACCAGUGCUAACUCCAUAGAUAACGAACAACAACCACAAGAAGUGUGUCAAAGGAACAUAACUUGUGAUGAACAAGGGGAUAUAACUAGUCAAAGGGACAUAACUUGUGAGAUCAUUAGUAAAGAAAAUGACAUCAGCAAUCCUAAAAAAGUAAUUUGUGUUAAACAGGAAGAGGUCACGUGUACUAAUCAAGGGGAGGUAACUUGUUCAGAUCAGGGUGAGGUGAAGAGUCGUUUGUGCUCCAACGUGAAAGAGGAACAGAAUCAUCGGGCUCCUGUGGUGCAUGAAUUUGUUGUGAAGAGACAGUUGAAAGUAGAGGACUGCAAGCCAUCUGUUCGUGAAUUUGAAAUGCCCUCAGCUUCUGAAAUUAAAACAACCCCAAGUUUUGCUAUUGAGCAACAAACCUCUACGAAAAAUAAAUUAAUCUCCGCAGAAAACAUAAAGAUUGAAAACGUUUCUUCACAAUGAAACAUUUUAUAAUACGAUCAUGAUUAAUGCACAGGGUUUUUUUUUUUUUUUUUUUUUUUUAAAGAUUUUCAAUAUUCUUUGCUUAAAAGUAUGUGGUGUUUGCGAUUAUUCGCUUAGUGUUGGAGUGAUUUUGUUUUAUGAAGCAGGGAGGAGUUGACUUUUGUUACUGACUAUGUUUGUACUGAUAUUACCGUAUAUCGCUGUGUAUUAGCCGACUCCAUGCAUUAGCCGACCCCCUAGUUUCACCCUCCAAAUCGGCUUUAAAAUUAUCGACCUUGUAUAUAAGCCGACCCCCCUAUAUAAAACUAACC
Messenger RNA from Gigantopelta aegis, 4430 nucleotides. RefSeq lists its product as uncharacterized. Gene Ontology annotation, biological process: mRNA processing. The transcript has 12 exons. Lineage: Eukaryota; Metazoa; Mollusca; Gastropoda; Neomphalida; Peltospiridae. The coding region runs from base 1 to 4119 and encodes 1372 amino acids. Gene Ontology annotation, cellular component: exon-exon junction complex. The record is from RefSeq and is a predicted model, not a curated record. Gene Ontology annotation, molecular function: mRNA binding.